Molecule: messenger RNA, 2093 nt
Organism: Hypomesus transpacificus
Lineage: Eukaryota; Metazoa; Chordata; Actinopteri; Osmeriformes; Osmeridae
Gene: nots
Product: nothepsin
Exons: 9
Coding region: 117-1391 (424 amino acids)
Biological process (GO): proteolysis
Molecular function (GO): aspartic-type endopeptidase activity
Source: RefSeq, a predicted model, not a curated record
GGAGUUAUCACUAGUAUCACCAUCAGUUCACAGAGGGAUUGAGAUCAGAGCUCUGCAUCUGGUCCUAUUUGGUCUUCUGAGAUAGCUUACUGAAACUUUCAUAAAGCUACCUUCACAUGCACUCAAGGAUGAGGUGGCUGGCUGUGACCCUUCUCUACUGUGCCUGUUCAUGGACUGCUCAGGGCCUGAUCAGAGUUCCACUGCAGCGCAUGGCGACGGUGCGUACCCAGCUCAGAGCCAGUCAGCUUCUGGAGGCCUUCGUGAGGGACCACCAGCCGGACACCUUCUCCAGGAAGUACGCCCAGUGCUACCCCCCUGGAACCCCCUCCCUGCGUCUCAGCCGGAGCAGCUUGAAGCUCUACAACUUCAUGGACGCCCAGUUCUAUGGGUUGAUUAGCCUGGGUACCCCGGAGCAGAACUUCAUGGUGGUGUUUGACACAGGCUCAGCUGACCUGUGGGUUCCUUCCUCCUACUGUGUGAGCGAGGCCUGUGGUGUGCACAACAAGUUCAAGGCGUUUGAGUCCAGCACCUUCAACCAUGACGGACGGACGUUUGGCAUCCACUAUGGCACUGGCCACCUGCUGGGCAUCAUGGCCAAGGAAACCCUCAAGAUAUCGAAUGUGACAGUGGUGAACCAGGAGUUUGGGGAGUCUGUGUUUGAGCCUGGAUUCAUGUUUGUCAUGGCCAAAUUCGACGGCGUGUUGGGGCUGGCGUACCCGUCCCUGGCAGCCGAAUUGGGAAACCCUGUGUUUGACACCAUCAUGGCUCAGAAGUUAGUGGAGCUUCCCGUCUUCUCCUUCUACCUGAGCAGGACUAAAAGUACCACCGAGCCAGAGGGGGAGCUGUUGCUAGGCGGAAUAGAUGAGGCGCUGUUCAUUGGCCAAAUCCAAUGGGUCCCUGUUACUGUGAAGGGGUACUGGCAGAUCCAGAUAGACAAUAUUAAAGUCCAGGGCACCACGACUCACUGUGCUCAAGGCUGCCAGGCCAUCAUAGACACAGGCACCUCCCUCAUCACUGGCCCAUCCCAUGAAAUCCUUUCCCUACAACAGCUGAUUGGAGCCACACCCACCUCCAUUGGUGAAUACCUCGUGGACUGCUCCAGAGUGUCCAGUCUUCCCCAGGUCUCUUUCACCAUCGCUGGGGUGGAGUUUGCCCUGUCAGCUGACUCCUACAUCCGGAGGGACAUGCUGGGUGACAGAGAGAUCUGUUUCAGUGGGUUCCAAGCAGUAGACCUACCCUCGGACACGACCUCGCUGUGGAUUCUUGGAGAUCUAUUUCUGAUGGAGUAUUACAGCAUCUUUGACCGCGGUCAGGACCGGAUCGGGCUGGCUAAAGCCCGUCACCUAGGCUCACCAAAACACAGGCAUCUGGACAAAAUAAGAAAAAUUUAAUCGGCUGUUGGAUAAAUUCUGUUGGAGUCAAUAAAGGCUUAUUGGUUGAGGGAAACGGUUUCACACAGAUAUAAGCACACAAAUGCCCACAUUGUUAAGGGGUUCAAUAGGGCCAUUUAUUCAGCAAGCUCAAUCUUGAUUCGGGAAUGUGGAAUAUUGUCUUGGGGACUGAAAUCCUUGACAACUGCCCUUCUACACACACCUAAGUUUAUGCAUCCAGAUGCAAAAAUGUGUCCAGAUCUCCAUCUGAUGGCCUAUAUGUAACUGUCCAAUCAUCUUAUGUAGAAGCAUUCUUCAGCCACUAGAUGUCCCCACAGUGACGGAUCUGUUGGAACACUGGCAACAACUGAGCGCCUCGAGGGAUAGCGUCUACAUUUUCACCUCAUUAUGUUCUAAUUAGGAGAUCUUACAGACCGCCUGACAUGUAUCCUAAUGUGCAGUUCUGGAGACACAGACUGCACGUGUGGGCCAAAAUAAAAUGAAAUCACUUCAAAUUAUCAUUUUCACAUCUGAUUUCCAUCGCAAUCCUUUUUGGACGCUGGGGCAAAUAAUCUGAAAGUUGUGAUUAUCUUGCACAAGGAAUACGCCUAUUACCAUAUGAAUAUGCUGCAAUUGAUUGUUAUUUUAAUGUGUCACAAUAAUAAUGCGUAGUCUACUUUGUGUAAUGCCUGGGCCACACGUCUCAUAAGUCUAACACAAUAA